AUGUCUAGCUUAUCUCAGUACCGUCUUCUCUGUUUCGAUGUCUAUGGCACGCUCAUUGAUUGGGAGGAGGGGAUCAUCACGGCGCUCCAGCCGAUCCUCAAAACCAGCAAGACCGAGUUCACUCGCAAGCACCUAUUGACCAUCUACCACGAGCUGGAAAGCGAACAGCAACGUCUUACCCCAGACAAACCAUACUUCCAACUGCUGGCUACUAUCCACCCUCUUCUAGCCCAAAGACUAAGCCUCCCUACCCCAAGCGAAGAAGACAGCAUCCAGUUUGGGAAGUCGGUUGGUAGUUGGCCAGCAUUCCCUGAUACUAUCGACGCCCUAUACCGCCUCCAGAAGUACUACAAACUGGUCAUCCUCUCCAAUGUUGACAGGGCAUCCUUCGCCCAAUCCAACGCUGGCAGUCUGCAAGCAUUCCCCUUCGAUCUCAUCAUUACAGCCGAGCAUGUGGGCUCCUACAAGCCCGACGCGCGGAACUUUGCGUAUAUGAUGAAAGCAGUGCAAUCAGACUUUGGCGUUGAGCCGGAACAGAUCUUGGUGACUGCACAGAGUCAGUAUCAUGAUCAUCAGCCCGCAUCUCGAGCGGGGAUCCGGUCUGUGUGGAUCGAGAGACCUGGCGCCAUUAUGGGAAAUUCAGAGGACGCUCCUAUUUUUGAUUGGCGCUUUGAUACGUUGGGUGAAAUGGCACACGCCUUGCAGAAUGAACGAACUCAGUAA
Molecule: messenger RNA, 723 nt
Organism: Penicillium odoratum
Lineage: Eukaryota; Fungi; Ascomycota; Eurotiomycetes; Eurotiales; Aspergillaceae
Product: putative haloalkanoic acid dehalogenase
Exons: 1
Coding region: 1-723 (240 amino acids)
Source: RefSeq, a predicted model, not a curated record